Hibiscus syriacus is the source of this 1034-nucleotide messenger RNA. RefSeq names its product zinc finger protein ZAT5-like. The record is from RefSeq and is a predicted model, not a curated record. The transcript has a single exon. The coding region runs from base 152 to 1000 and encodes 282 amino acids. NCBI's taxonomy places the organism in Eukaryota, Viridiplantae, Streptophyta, Magnoliopsida, Malvales, Malvaceae.
AUCGCUAUAUAUAAAAAUCUCACUACUCUCUCCAUCUUUGCUUCAUUCAUUUGUUUCCCGUAGCUCCUACUCUGUUACUUUGUUAGGUCACCUGGCUCAUUUUGAUUGCCUUCACCACAAUUUUUCUUUGUUUUUUGAGGGUAGGGUGGAUAUGGAAGCUCAAGAGGAAUUUGAUCAUCAAGCCUUGAUCAUCAAAGGCAAGCGUACGAAGCGUCAAAGAUCAUUGUCCUCGUUCGGUGUCACUGUCACCGUGACUUCUAGCUCGUCGAGUGCUUGCGGCGGUGGACCGGCGGAGGAGUACAAUUCAAUAUCAUCACCGGUUACUUCCGGUGAGAGAACAGAGGAGGAGGAAGACAUGGCUAAUUGCUUGAUCAUGUUAGCACAAAGUGAUGGACCGAGGCGGAGCAAUAUUGGAGAGAGAUUCCAGAUGGUUACCGCGACUUCGAACAAGGGUGUAGCUUAUGCGUACGAGUGUAAAACUUGUAACCGAUCAUUCCCAUCGUUCCAAGCACUAGGAGGGCAUAGGGCAAGCCACAAGAAGCCCAAGGGAGCCAUGGCGGAUGACAAAAAACCGCCUGUUCCGGCAGUCAAAGAUCAUGUUAUCCAAGACGCUGAUCAAUUCAACGGAGAAAAUCAAGCUGUUGUUGCUUUACAAGUAGGUAACAACAACAGCAAGGGUAAUUGCCAUGGGAACAAGGGUUAUAAGAUUCACGAGUGUUCAAUCUGUGGCUCCGAAUUCUCGUCCGGUCAAGCCCUCGGAGGCCACAUGAGACGGCACAGGGCGGCGGCGGCAAGCAACCAAGCUGCCGUGAGUGUUGAAACUACUAGCAGUCCAAUGGAGUCCAGAAAUGGCGAUGGAAUCAAGCCUAGAAAUAUUCUACCACUGGAUCUUAAUCUUCCUGCACCAGAAGAUGAUCCACGUGAUUCCAAGUUCCAAUUUGGAGCAGCCCAACAAGCUAUUGUUUUCUCCACACCAGCUUUGGUAGAUUGCCAUUACUAAAUUACAAAAAAAAAAAACAAUGAAUCAAUGUGAA